Cladophialophora carrionii CBS 160.54 is the source of this 1170-nucleotide messenger RNA. RefSeq lists its product as uncharacterized. Gene Ontology annotation, molecular function: zinc ion transmembrane transporter activity. The coding region runs from base 1 to 1170 and encodes 389 amino acids. NCBI's taxonomy places the organism in Eukaryota, Fungi, Ascomycota, Eurotiomycetes, Chaetothyriales, Herpotrichiellaceae. Gene Ontology annotation, cellular component: plasma membrane. Gene Ontology annotation, biological process: zinc ion transmembrane transport. The transcript has 6 exons. The record is from RefSeq and is a predicted model, not a curated record.
AUGUCAGAACGACCACAGUGUGGUGGAGGUGGUCUCAGCGAGGACGAUUACGACCUGCCACUUCACAUUGCUGCUGUCUUCAUGGUCUUUGCUUUCAGCAUCGGAGGAGCUGGCUUCCCGGUGACUGGAAAGAGGAUCCGAUGGAUGAGGAUUCCACCUGGUGUCCUCUUCUUCUGCAAGCAUUUCGGCACAGGCGUCCUGGUUGCCACAGCAUUCGUCCAUCUUGUUCCUACAGCAUUCUCUUCCCUGACCGACCCGUGUUUGCCUGCUCUUCUGACCGAACAAUAUCCGGCCAUGCCUGGAGUCAUCAUGAUGACUGCGCUCUUUGCUCUAUUCACCAUCGGGAUGUACCUCAAAGCCAAGGUUGGCGGUCACUCUCACGGUGGACCCAUGGGUCACGGCACCGUCGCUUUGGCCCAUCAAGGGGCUCGACCAGGAACUGUUGAUCACCAGGCCCUUCCCUCGUAUGGGACUGCGCUCGAAGCGGAGAGCACGUUGAAUAUGCCGACUACGAAAAGCCCCACGCCUAUACACAGUAUGUUGACCGAGUCACUAUGCAGACUGAAGCACAACGAGGCUAAUACAUCUCCACGCAGUACCUACGAAGUGACGCCGGCGUCCGGCGAAGAGAUGGAACAAUACAACAACCUCGCCGACAUGCCUCCUUGGUUCCAGGUCUUCUAUGCCCAAUAUGUCCGACAACGAGAGGAGCUCAAGGCCAUGGUCCUGGCGAUCACUCCUCGAGCUGCAGCUCUUCCUGCAGAAACAUCGUCCUUCGAUGACCGUGGCAUUCUCUUCCAUUCGAUCUUUGUCGGCAUGACCAUCUCAAUCACAGGUGAUGGCUUCGUAGUCCUUCUCAUCGCGAUCUUGUUCCAUCAAUUCUUCGAUGGCCUAGGGCUGGGAUCCCGCAUCGCCGCGGUGCCGUAUCCCAACAAGGCGGUCCGGCGCUGGAUUUUGGUUAUUGCGUUCGGACUCACUUGUCCCAUCGGACAGGCCAGCGGACUGUUGACCCGCAACUCGUACGAUCCUUCCAGCGCUUUUGCGUUGAUUCUAGUGGGCGCGUUCAAUGCCUUUUCCUCGGGUCUCCUGAUAUAUGCAGCGACAGUCGAUCUGCUGGCGGAAGACUUUCUAUCUGAAGAAGCUCAAUUGACCUUGACGAAGAAGGACUAG